AUGGAGGAAGGUGUUGAGAAGCUAAACUUGCCAGCUAGGACACAGAUUAUUUCGGCAAUAGAAAUAACCCUAGCUGUUGUCUUUACGGUGUUUGCACUUUUCGGAAACACGCUGAUCAUCGUAGCGUUUUGUAAACACAAGACGCUAAGAACUAUUCCGAAUUUGCUGGUGUUGAAUUUAUCAAUUGUUGAUAUCUUAGCUGCUUUAACUGGUCAUCCUCUGCUAGUGGCCGUGCUCAUUCGAGGAGCCUGGUUUCUAGGGCCCAAUGUUUGCAAAUACCAAGCGAUUUUAACGUCUUCUCUCUUCAUUACCUCGCAUCUAAGUAUCACACUGAUAACUCUUAACCGUUAUUUCAUCAUCGUUCAUUACAAGAAGCACCCUGUUGUCUUCGCUAAGCGAUCCACUUGCACAUUUAUUCUGGCGACCUGGGUUCUUUCGUUCGGUUUUGUGCUGUCGCUUUCCUUAAUGGCGAAAGAAAACUUCAGAUUUCAUGCCGAAGAAGCCCUUUGUAUUAUUGCAAGAGAGAGUGCUUGGAGAGCUUUACUUAUGGUUGCGUUCGGAAACAUUACUUUUUUGGCAACGAUCAGUUUCAAUGCUGCCAUUUUCAAAUCAGUUUACUUGCAUCGUAGAAAAAUUAGUUUCAAAUUGGAAGCUCAUCGGACCGAGCAGCAGGAAGAAGGCAGCAGGUGCUCGAGAAGAAGACGUAACAGAAUCUCAAUCAGAAAAGAAGAAGUGUACGUCACGAAGAAACUUUUCAUCGUCACAAGUUUAUAUGCUCUAUGUUGGCUACCUCAAGGGAUACUAAAAAACGCAGGUCUGCUGGGAUCUUUAGAUUUUCCGCGUGAAAUAUGGAUGAUUUCUACGUUUUCUUUCCAGUUGACCUCACUUUUUAACCCAUUACUGUACGGAUUGCUCAACAGAAAAUUGAGAAAAGUCGUACUGUACAUGCUGUGGAUAAAGCCAAACAGGAGAGAUGUCUUGUCUUUUCCCGUUACGGCAACAAACGUUCGCGAUCGCACCCGUACUGUGGUCACUGCUCAAAUAACAUCGAAGAACCCGUUUACCGUU
This is a messenger RNA of Porites lobata, 1068 nucleotides long. The record is from the annotation of a GenBank genome assembly. Lineage: Eukaryota; Metazoa; Cnidaria; Anthozoa; Scleractinia; Poritidae.